AAAAAAAAAAAGCACAUGCGAAAACACUCCACGAUCAACCACCAACCCCAGACCAGAACACCCCCUCGUGAGGAAGUCGACACCGUCGAUAGUCUCCUAGCCGCUUCCUGCUUAAUCACCUCCCAACAAAUUAAUUUACAUCGCCAAGCACAGCCGUCCCAUGUUGCAGAGCGAAUAAUGGAGCACGCUCACUAUCACAUGUUAGCGCCUGACGAACGACCUCCCUCUUACACCCCGUCGCAUCACCCUCUGAACAUGCAACUAUCAGAAGCACCGGCCCCUGAGACAUCGUCGGCAGGCAAUGACCGCGGCAACGCACACGGCUCCAUGUCGCAAGAAUCGUUAACUCGACCGGCCGAGCCGCCUGUCGAGCCGCCCGUCGAAUCGUCUAUAGAAGCGCCUGUCGAGGAGACAUCUCAGCCCAUGGCGACCACGGCGGCGACGACGACGACUGCCUGGCCAUCCUUGAAUCCGUUCGUUUCGUAUUACCGCCCGCCUAAUGGUUCGCCCAGAAGUGCCCGAGGAGUGGACAGUCCUGGUGCUAUGGACCUUGAUGAUGGUCGUGGUGUCAGAGGUGGCAGUGUGCUCUCUAUUGAUGAUCCUGAUGUGCGCCUCGCUGCCGAAGCUCUGGGAGACCUUCGUGCCGACUUUGUGCAGUCCCCACCAUCUUCAUCUCGCUAUAAUAGACACCGUCGAGAUAUUUCAGGGCAGCCCGAGCCUCUACUCUCUCUUCUAACCACCUCGCACCCUCUGGUAAGGACCACCAUCAAUAGCUCCAUUUCAGCCUACUCCGCAUCGAAGAACUACAGCCCGCGCUUCAAGUCGACAGCCGAAUAUGUCGAGCGUCGCUUCACACCGGUCGUCAAUAAAGUCGGGACAGUGGGUCGCACUACGGGAAUCGAAGGCGGCGUGCGCUGGUUUCUCGGCGGGCGCAGACGGGCACACAAUCGUCACUCUACAGCAACGACGAAAUCGACAGACGACCAGUCAAGCAAGCGCCGGAAGACAAGUGAAGACACCGAUAGGGCAUGGCCUAUGCGCAAUUCCACUCAAUCAUUAGGAGACGAACAGCAACUCCAACACCGUGAACGACGCAAUAGCCUAGCCAACAGCCUAGCCUCCUCGUACGUCGAAAGCCUACCUGCAUACGAUGAAUACAAGAGCCCAAGCUAUGAAGCAUCCCAGACUACCUCGCUCGUUCGCUCCGAGGAGAACGAUGCUCCAGGCUCACCGUCGUGGCAAUCGCGCCUUAUCAUGUCCACCUCAGGACUCAGCAUCGCCAUGUCCGUCGAGUCUCUCCGCUCUCUCAAAUACUGCCUCGGUCUACUGCGCUGGGCAAACGAACAUAUCGGCAAGAGCAUCACCACACUAAAGGAGACACUCGAGGACUGCAACAGCAAGACCGCAACCCCUAUUGCCGGAUCAUCAUCCUCUACCGAGAGGCAGAACGUGGAAGAUAUCUUCGUAUUGGACUCGGAGAAAGAUAGAGAAGUCCUGACACAGAAAAUUGCAGAGUUAAAAUACGAUGUCCUCAAAACCCUCAAAGACGUCGUCGACGUCGUCUCCAAAUACGCCGGCGGCGCCCUCCCCGAAAACGCCCGCGUCCUCGUCCGCAGCCACCUCACCAGUCUCCCCCAGCGCUUCAAGAUGGCCAGCACCAGCACACCCCCCGAUACCAACAACGCGGCGGCGAAAGCGGACUGGGAGACGCGCGAAGGCGCGAAGCGGGUCAUGGUCCUGGCUAAGGAGGGACUCGACAUGAUGGCCCAAGUCAGCGGCGUGUUGGACGGGACGAUUGUUAGUGCGGAGGAGUGGUGCGAGCGCCUGGGGAAGAAAACGUAUUCCGAAGAGACGGCGGAGGAUAUCCUGAAGGAAGGCAUCGUGAAGCCGCCGGUGGAUGGGCAGCAGCGCGGGGCGUUUGGGGAGGCGCAGACGCCGGAGGUGUUUGCGGAUGGGGAUUAAGGAUGGGGCAGGCUCUGUGGAUAUGGAUAUGGAUAUGGAGCUGGAGCUGGAGCUGGAGCUCGGGUACAACAAUUACGCGGCGGACGCCUGCCUUUUUUCUUUUUCUUUGUGUUUGGGGUAUUAUAGCUGGAUUAGAAGCUUGAAAGGGGUAUUAGGGGAUGCCGCAGGUAGGGCAAUGGGUGUACUUUUGGGGGAUAUAUUGGCGUUUGGGAUGGGGUGAGAUGGAUGGGAACUAUAGGGCUUUGCUUGCAAAUAGAUAUACCACUUUUUUUCUACACUUUUAAUUAAGGCUUGUCUUGGGCUGUUUUCUUAGAUCGGGUCGUCAAAUAAAGGAUAACACAGAG
Pseudogymnoascus destructans is the source of this 2306-nucleotide messenger RNA. RefSeq lists its product as uncharacterized. NCBI's taxonomy places the organism in Eukaryota, Fungi, Ascomycota, Leotiomycetes, Thelebolales, Thelebolaceae. The record is from RefSeq and is a predicted model, not a curated record. The coding region runs from base 16 to 1962 and encodes 648 amino acids. Gene Ontology annotation, biological process: regulation of transcription by RNA polymerase II; endoplasmic reticulum unfolded protein response; phospholipid biosynthetic process. Gene Ontology annotation, molecular function: transcription corepressor activity. Gene Ontology annotation, cellular component: nucleus; endoplasmic reticulum. The transcript has 2 exons.